AUAACAACAAAACUUCCUCCGGCGGGGUGCUUUACGGCUUUAAUCGCUCUAUCUCGAACACUGGGAUAUCCAGAACCACUUUCUACAACGGACGAAACCCCUCCCAAACCGCAACAGAUCUCAAGCAUAUCCUGCUUCGCAUCCACCUCACUCAAGCUUAACUCUUUCUUCCCCCCCCCGGGGCAUAACCAACCCUUCACACCUCAAAAGAAAGAAAGGCGCACACACAGUAUCAGGAAUACGAAAAGAAAAAAACAAAAAUGUCCUCUAACGUCGGCCUCUCCACUCCGCGCGGAAGUGGCACAUCCGGGUACGUCCAACGCAACUGGGCGUUCAUGAAACCGCGAAACACAGGGUACGGCGCCCCCUACCCGCCUGUAUCCUCGGGGUUGUCUGCCUCCUCCUCUGGCGCGGGAGACCGCGCAUUCAAGCAGCGGGUACCGGAUCAGCAGAUUCUAGAACACGAUCGGCGGCGCGCGAUCGAGGUGAAGGUGAUGGAGGAGCGGGAGAGGAUGGAGGAGGAGAACGAGAGGAUUGAAGAGGCGCGGGGGUCCGGGGGCCCGGACGGAAAGGAGACGCCGAACGCGCUGUCUGAGGAGGAGAUUGAAGAGAGGUGUGAGGCGUUGAGGGCGAAGUUGCUUAAGGAGCUUGAUGAGGAGGAGGAGGAGAGGGAGGAGAGGGAGGAGCAUCUGCGCAAGGAGCAGGGAGGUGGUGCGGGUGAAGAGAGGAAGGGGAGAGAUUGGGAUAGACGCGCGGAGAGAAGGAGGUUUCCGGGUGGCGGUCGGGAUUUACCGCCGAAGGAGAGAAGACAGUUUAAAUCGUACCAGGUGCACGAGCUUGCGGAGGCGAAGAUCGAGGAGAGUGAGCGGUUGCGGAGGGCGUUGGGGAUCCGCGAGGAUAAAGAGACUGGGGAGAUUUCUAGUACGAGGGGGCAGUAUGGUGGGAGGAGACGCGAGAGGGAGGCAGAGAGGGAAAGGGAGAAAGGGGAUCGAUAGUUCUACCCUGCCUACUUUGUUGUUUCUCUUUCUUCUUGCUUUUCUUCUGCUCGUUUUGGCGUUGGGGAGAGUUAAAAACUCUGAAUGGGAAUGGACCAUCAUCUUUCUACUUUUUAUCUACAUAGGCAAGAAAUGUUGAAAUCAUAUGAACAUGUAUGUACUGUAUGUACUGUACGUACAUUCGUGGUACUACCAUUUGGACAUUGGUUGUAUGUACAAAAUCUA
Aspergillus ochraceoroseus IBT 24754 is the source of this 1220-nucleotide messenger RNA. It is a transcript of the gene cwc21, whose product is annotated as U2-type spliceosomal complex subunit CWC21. The transcript has a single exon. NCBI's taxonomy places the organism in Eukaryota, Fungi, Ascomycota, Eurotiomycetes, Eurotiales, Aspergillaceae. The record is from RefSeq and is a predicted model, not a curated record. The coding region runs from base 261 to 995 and encodes 244 amino acids.